This is a messenger RNA of Musa acuminata subsp. malaccensis (wild Malaysian banana), 941 nucleotides long. Its product is annotated as HMG-Y-related protein A-like. Gene Ontology annotation, biological process: nucleosome assembly; chromosome condensation; negative regulation of DNA recombination. Gene Ontology annotation, cellular component: nucleus; nucleolus; nucleosome. Gene Ontology annotation, molecular function: double-stranded DNA binding; nucleosomal DNA binding. NCBI's taxonomy places the organism in Eukaryota, Viridiplantae, Streptophyta, Magnoliopsida, Zingiberales, Musaceae. The record is from RefSeq and is a predicted model, not a curated record.
UUCGGAUCACAAAAGCCUCGAUCUCGUUCCUUCCCCUUGGUUCCCAUCUCUUAUCUCUUCCCUUCCCUUCCCUCUGUCUCCAGUCCAAUAUGAACUUUGGAGGAGCACCCAAGAGGCACACCCCAACUCAUCCUCCCUACGCCGUGAUGAUUGCCGCCGCAAUCCGAUGCUUGGCCGAGGAGGGAGGCUCGUCGGAGGCGGCGAUAUCCGAGUACAUCCGUGCCAACUACGACGACAUCCCGUGGGCGCACGACAGGCUCCUCCCCUACUACCUCAACAAGCUCACCGAACAGGGAGAGUUUGUCGUCGGCUCGCCAGGCCGGUACAUGACGGCCUACGACGAUGGGCCGCCUGGUGACGCGCCCCGGACGUCGAAGCCUGCACCUGCUCCAGAACCAUUGGAGCCAGUUGCCGCCGCCGAGGCCAGGAGCCACGCGGCUGAUGCUGGUGGAGACGGCUUCCCGGUGCGCAGGCGCCGAGGACGGCCGCCAAAGAGGAGGAGAAGAGAUGGCCCUGGCAGCCAACACGGACCAGAAGAUUGUGGUGGAGAAGGUGGUUCCGUGGUGCGUAGACGCCGAGGACGGCAGCCUCGGAAGAGAAUUGAAGCUGAUGUCUCACAGGACGACGGAAACAACUGCGGCGAUGCCGGCUCCUCGGAUCUCGCAGAAGCACCACCAUCGUUGCAGCCGACGCACGCCGAGGCUCUGCCCCCUGAACCAAACAUCGUCGUCGACGGAACGGAGACCGUGCUCGCACUGCCAUGCGCAGGGCCAUCGAGGGCCGAUGACGAUGAAGAUCCUCCAUCGAUGGCUCCAUCAACGGUGGCCGAGGACGAAGCAGAGGCAAUAAGAUUACCAAAUGAAGAGACCAGCAACCAUGGCUCCUCAGUCGCCAAGCGCCGCCGUGGCCGACCUUCCAAACGCAAGCCAAGUGUUCGAUGA